AGUACGCACCCAAACAUGAACCGCGUUUUCAGUCUGAAGAUGUGAGGUGGGUUGCAACCAACGUGCUGCGUCGGUCUAUGAUGCUGCACAUGCGCUGAACGGACGCCGCAGAAAACAUUGAGGGAUUACCAAAGACAUGGCGGCCAACAUCGAGCAAAUUUUUCGCGAUUUCGUAGUAAAUAAGAUAAAAGAAAUUGAAGAUGAGAGUCAAGAUAUCAUUCUGACAGAUGAAGGCCAUCCCAAUGGUAAAACUGCAGAAGGAGCAGAUGGGAUCAACAACACACAAGAUAAAGAUGGUGUAGCCAAUAAGGAAGAGGGUGCUGUCCCACAAAAGAAACACAAGAAACACAAGAAGCACAAGAAACACAAAAGCAAAAAGAAGAAACGUAAGGAAGAGAAAGAGAGCGGCUCAGAAUCAGCAGCAGACUCUGAUGGAGACAAGGCAAAGACUGGGGAAGAGGAUGACGGGAGAUCCAAGCGGCAUAAACGACAUUCUGGGAAGAAGAAGAAAAAAAAGCAGAAGAAAGAUGGUGACAAGUCCAACAGCUCAUCUGGGUCGGAGUCCGAGUCGAAGCCUCAGCCUGGGAACAAGGAGAGCAAACCUCAGGAUCUGCCUGAUAUCAUCCCUAAACUAGAGGAGAAGUGUCCGGAAAAGUCCUCCAGAUGCUCACGGUCUCGUUCGGGCAAGCGCAGGUCCAGAUCCAGGGACAGGAGAGGGAGAUCCAGAUCGAGGUCCGGUAGAAGACGUGGCGGACACACACGUUCCAGAUCACGGCACCGGAGGUCCGGGUCACAUUCUCGAAGGUCUGGGUCUGCCAGGAGAGGCAGGAGAACCCGGUCAAGGUCCCUCGUGAUCUUGAAGAAAGACAGACGGUCAAGAUCGAGAUCCAGAAGGCGAUCAAAAUCUAAGACGAGAUCUCAGUCGAGACACCGAGAGAUGAUUUCAGGAUCUCCCUCUCCGUCCAGAAACGACAAAUCCAAAUCCAGGUCUGCCUCAAGAGACAGCCAAUCAGCUGAGAAGAAUCCCUCUGCGUCCCUGGCUGAAGAUGAGUCUGCAGUGAAAGACGAAAACGUAAUGGUUCCUAUCGAUCCACCAGCCCUAGCUUCCGAAAGCAGCAUUGAGGGUGUUGUCAAUAUGGCCGCUCCCACUGGAGGAGGGUGGAAGCCAAUACCCUUCUUAGGGGACAGCAGUAAGGGAGAGCCAGCCGUUUCCUCCCAGCCCUCAGAAUGUCUGACGUCUCCACAGAAGUGCCCUAUUCCUCCUGAGGUACCUUCAUGUGAGCAGCAUGAGGCCUCCACUGACCACCAGUCAAUGUCAGCAUCUGAUCUGAACCUCAACAGCCAGCCAACUGGUGAGCCAGGGGAAUCGGAUGGACUUGUUACUUUAGACACCUUUGAUGGCUCUGUAGAUUCCUUACCCCCCAAAACGGAUGCUGAUGGAGGGGACAAGGUGACACCUCAGGGUGAAGAGCUGCCUGCCUCACCUCAACCUAAACCACAGCCAACAUCUGGAGAGGCAGAGACGACAGAGAAGGAAGGAGAAUCUUCAAAGUCCAGGUCUCCUUCAAAGAGGAAAAAGUCAAGGUCAAAGUCUCCUGAUCAGAAGAAACGGUCUGAUGCAAAGUCCUCCAAGAAGAGGAGGUCCAGAUCCAAGUCUCCAGGGAGGAAAAGGAAAUCAAGGUCUUCGUCGCCAAGCCGCAAGAGGAAGUCCAGGACUCCGUCUCGGAGGAAGAGGUCUUGCUCAAAGUCCGGGACGAGAAAGAAGAAAUCACGGUCCAAAUCCAGAACACGGAACAAGCGCUCGAAGUCUAGGUCACCGAAAAGGAAACGGUCCAAGUCACGGUCUCCUGCUCGGAGGUCAAAGAGAUCGAGGUCACGCUCUGGUUCGCGGCGGAGGGGUAGGGGUGCAUUCGGCAGCCACCAGCUGAGCCAGAGGGACCGCUGGAAGCGUGAGCCAAGCCAUUCCCCAGUCCUCAUCCUCCGCAAGAAGAGGUCUCCGGCACGCACCAACCGCGACUCCAGCAAAAGCCCGCCACGACUUACAGAGCUGGAUAAAGACCAGUUACUGGAGAUUGCUAAGGCUAAUGCAGCCGCCAUGUGUGCCAAGGCCGGGAUACCCAUCCCAGAGAGCCUGCGACCCAAAGCUGUCCUCCAGCUGCCUUUACCCAGCCCCAACAACCCCAUGUCCUUCUCCAUGCCCAUGAAUAUGAACAUGCCCAUGAACAUCCCCAUGAACAUGCCCAUGAACAUGCCUAUGAGCAUGACCAUGAAUGCAGCUAUGGCUAGCAUGACAGCUGCCACAAUGACUGCUGCCCUGGCCAGUAUGGGAUCUAUGGCCUCCAUGCACCAGAUGGCUCCGCUCCCCAGCAUCACCAACAAGCCCCCGCCAGGUCCCCCCCAGCCCAACAUGGCCACCAUCGAGGAUGUGAAGAGGAAGGUGGCCAAGCAGGCAAACAGCAUCAGCAUCAAGGAGUUCACUGACAAGUGUAAGAAGAUUGUGGAGAAGGGAGGGGAGCUGGCCCUCGCUGAACCCCGUAUAUCUGACGACGAGGAUGACGGCAAACCGUUUGGACGAGCCGCCCUGAGGGAGGUCAAGGGCAUCUCCUUCAGCCUCAAUAACGCAUCCGUGCGUCCGUCGCCGGCGUUGGCGGUUCGGAGCGAGGCGGCGUUCGCCAAGGAGUUCCCCGUGUCGUCGGGCUCCCAGCACAGGAAGAAGGAGGGCGACGGGGGAGGGGCUUACGGAGAGUGGGUGACCGUCGACAAGAAGGCGGAAAAGGCCAAGGUGGCGGCGACCAAGGCAUUGGCAACGGCUGCUAAGGAAACUUCGCCUGGGGAUGCGCCUUUGUCUGCGGUGUCCGUGGCAACGGAGGAGCCGGCGGUCGUCAAGGAGAGUGAUAGUGUGUUCCCGGAGCCGCCGCUACAGCCUGUAGACAUCACCCAGGCAGUCGGUGAGAGGAUGAAGGCCCAGAAGCGUCUGGCCGAGAACCCGCACGACGUCAGUGCCAUCUGCAUGCUCAGCCGUGCUCAGGAACAGGUGGAUGCAUGGGCCCAGUCCAACACCAUCCCUGGUCUGUUUACAGGUUCUACUGGAGCAACGGUGCUCAGCUCAGAGGAGCUGUCCAACAGCGGACCACAGGCCUGGAUUAAAAAGCAGGUGCAAAUGCAGUACUGACACCCGUCUACUAGUGGUGCUCUGGUCUGACACCCAUCUACUAGUGGUGCUCUGGUCUGUGCACUAAAUAGAGUCCCCCUCGGAGUCGGAAAAGGGACUAGGAGAAUGAGGGAGGGAGGGGAGGAAGAGGAGAGCUGGAAGUAAGUCUGCAGACCCCAGAACCCCCCCCUUGUCCUCUAGCACCCUAAGGCAAGGCAGAGAUUAUGGGUCCGUCUCAGUAGUCUAAAGAUGCUUCCUCGUCUCUUUCCUUGGAUUCACACUGAUCUCAGAACAGGGGAAAGGGAAAAACACUAUUCUUUCACCUAUCCUGCCUUUUCAGAUCAGGUCAGAUGUUAUUGGGGAAGUUAGGUGAGGAAGUAACUUUAGACUAUUCAGAUGCACCCCAAGACCGGUUACUAUAGUCUCUACCGUCACGGUGUCUCCCUAUCACUCCCCCACACCCAGUCACACAGAAUGUCAUCAGGCCCGGAAAUAACCAUAGUCGUUUGUUCUCUGUCUGUGGACCCCGUCUGAACCCUCCUACCCUGUAGUGUUUCUAUAGUGGGCUGUUUGAAGCCAGUGGAUGUAACUACCCCAAGCCUCCCUGAGCUCUGCAAACACACAGAGACAGGGGGCUACUGUUUUAAAUGACACGUCCUGAGGAAUCUCUCUCAGGAUAGGUUACACAUUGUCACAUAAUUUAGCAAUUGAGAGAGUGAUGGAUCUGCUGAGUUCAUUCUUCAUUUAAUAUGACACAUCCUUCACAUGCAGAUGCUAUGGGCAGAUGCCAUGGACAUAUGCUGUGGACAUGAUAUAGGGAUGAGAGUGCAUUGAUCAUACUAAUGUUAGUGACAUGCAUUUUGCUAGCAUUACAGCAGCUGACAUUGAUUUACAGCACGCUAGCAUUACAGCAGCUGACAUUGAUUUACAGCACGCUAGCAUUACAGCAGCUGACAUUGAUUUACAGCACGCUAGCAUUAUAGCAGCUGACAUUGAUUUACAGCACGCUAGCAUUACAGCAGCUGACAUUGAUUUACAGCACGCUAGCAUUACAGCAGCUGACAUUGAUUUACAGCACGCUAGCAUUACAGCAGCUGACAUUGAUUUACAGCACGCUAGCAUUACAGCAGCUGACAUUGAUUUACAGCACGCUAGCAUUACAGCAGCUGACAUUGAUUUACAGCACGCUAGCAUUACAGCAGCUGACAUUGAUUUACAGCACGCUAGCAUUACAGCAGCUGACAUUGAUUUACAGCACGCUAGCAUUACAGCAGCUGACAUUGAUUGACAGCACGCUAGCAUUACAGCAGCUGACAUUGAUUUACAGCACGCUAGCAUUACAGCAGCUGACAUUGAUUUACAGCACGCUAGCAUUACAGCAGCUGACAUUGAUUUACAGCACGCUAGCAUUACAGCAGCUGACAUUGAUUUACAGCACGCUAGCAUUACAGCAGCUGACAUUGAUUUACAGCACGCUAGCAUUACAGCAGCUGACAUUGAUUUACAGCACGCUAGCAUUACAGCAGCUGACAUUGAUUUACAGCACGCUAGCAUUACAGCAGCUGACAUUGAUUUACAGCACGCUAGCAUUACAGCAGCUGACAUUGAUUUACAGCACGCUAGCAUUACAGCAGCUGACAUUGAUUUACAGCACGCUAGCAUUACAGCAGCUGACAUUGAUUUACAGCACGCUAGCAUUACAGCAGCUGACAUUGAUUGACAGCACGCUAGCAUUACAGCAGCUGACAUUGAUUGACAGCACGCUAGCAUUACAGCAGCUGACAUUGAUUUACAGCACGCUAGCAUUACAGAAGCUGACAUUGAUUUACAGCACGCUAGCAUUACAGCAGCUGACAUUGAUUUACAGCACGCUAGCAUUACAGCAGCUGACAUUGAUUUACAGCACGCUAGCAUUACAGCAGCUGUCAUUGAUUUACAGCAUGCUAGCAUUACAGCAGCUGGACUGUGAUGUUUGUGUGGUUGUUGGGUGCCCCUAGCAACCAGUCCUGGUGCAUUCUGUUUCCCAGUAGAUGAGCAGGGUCUAGUUUUAGACCAGUCAGUGGUCUCCAACCCUAGUCCAGGCUGAGAGUAUAGUCGUAUAGGUUAGGGCUAUAACAAAAACCUGCACACUAGCUCCAGGAUCUCAAUUGGAGACCACUGCCUGAGGGAGAACUCUGUUCUGAGGGACCUAGGCUAGUUACAGGUGUCCAUGGACAUGCCUGUGCUCUUUCCCUUGCCCUGGGGGAGGCUGCGGUCAGAAGUUGCUCCUUGUCACAGAUCUGGGAUCAGCUUCCCUUCCGCAAAUCCUAACUCCAAGCUGACCUAGGUGUCUAGGGGCAACUUCAUCGCAGUCCUUGGGGCAGCCUGAGGAAGGGGUCGAUAAGAGGGGUCUGGAUUGGAGCAGAGGGAGAGAGGUGUAGGUUCACAGGGGUGACCUGUGAACUUUCACCUCUCUGUGUAUUGGACACUUGUUUCAGGGUCAGUCCUUGUAGCUGUCCUUGUUGCCAUGGCCACAGUCAGGCCCCCCUCUCAUUUCCUGUUUGAUGCUGGGCCGGUGAUGAGGGGCUAGGUACGUACACCACACAGCGCCUUACUAUACAUCUUGUGUAACCGUGUGUGUGUGUGAGAGAGAAGAUGUGUGUGAGACAGAGAGAAAUGAGGUGUCAAGGCACAGCACCCUCUUAUUUACCUACAUGUGGUAUAAUGUGUGAAGAAAUAAGUCUCUCGGCUGUGUCUUGAGUUUCACCACAGAAUUUAUUUAAUUUCAUCUGUACUCUUAUUAAUGUGUUUUGAAGUUUCUCUAGAAAGAUUCUCUCAAACGCACGUUUUUCAAAAGCUGCCACCACAGAUAGUUAUUUUUAGUAUUUCACAUAGGGGAAGAGAUUUACUACAGACAGAGGAACACACACACUCACCGUUAACUGUUAUCCAGAGGCAUGUGAUUUGUCCUGAAGGUAGUCUCUAACUCAAGUCUGACUGUGACAGUGGUGUGACUGGAUGAGAGAGAGUGAGUGGAUGAGGUGGUUGAGAUGUUUUCAAGGUGGAAACUAAUUAUCUGCUUUCGCCUCUGCCUCUUCCUCUCCCCUCCCUCUUCACUCUCUCUCUCCCUCGUCUCCUCUUCCUCCUCACUCCAUGGUUCUCUUCUGUUAUUCUCCUCUCUCCCUCCCUUCUCUCCUGCUGCUCUCUCUCUCUCUCUCUCUCUCUCUCUCUCUCUCUCUCUCUCUCUGUAGGACCAGUUCUUGCGAGCAGCCCCGGUGUCGGGAGGUGUAGGGGAGUUUCUCAUGAGAAAGAUGGGAUGGCGGACAGGGGAGGGGCUAGGGCGACACCGUGAGGGCACCGUCGAGCCAAUCAUCAUCGACUUCAAGA
This is a messenger RNA of Oncorhynchus keta (chum salmon), 6517 nucleotides long. RefSeq names its product protein SON-like. The transcript has 10 exons. Gene Ontology annotation, molecular function: RNA binding. The record is from RefSeq and is a predicted model, not a curated record. Gene Ontology annotation, biological process: regulation of mRNA splicing, via spliceosome; regulation of cell cycle. Bases 137 to 3172 code for a protein of 1011 amino acids. NCBI's taxonomy places the organism in Eukaryota, Metazoa, Chordata, Actinopteri, Salmoniformes, Salmonidae.